Molecule: messenger RNA, 2617 nt
Organism: Phyllopteryx taeniolatus (common seadragon)
Lineage: Eukaryota; Metazoa; Chordata; Actinopteri; Syngnathiformes; Syngnathidae
Gene: tekt3
Product: tektin 3
Exons: 7
Coding region: 235-1665 (476 amino acids)
Biological process (GO): cilium movement involved in cell motility; cilium assembly
Cellular component (GO): sperm flagellum; microtubule cytoskeleton; nucleus
Source: RefSeq, a predicted model, not a curated record
UGGUUACCCGCGGCAACCAGCAUUGUGUCAACAGAAAUCUUGGACAGGCCACUUGACGCUGCCAUUGGUUGGCCUGACCAAUGAACGACUUGCACACUUAGAAUACGUCUAUGUAUUAUGCAUGAGCUGUCACCUUGUGGCGGACUUGAGCUCAUUUUCAGGUGAGUGGCGGGGAGAAGCGGGAGCUUGAAGUUUUAAUGCUAAAGGAAGAUGUCUUAAGGUAGAUCUUCUGGCAUGGAGCUGACAGCCUCAUAUGUUCGACCCAAGACCAGCAACUUCCUGCCUGCCAUCUCCACCAUGGCGUCCAGCUACCGCAACACGCAGCCCGCCAGCCACAGCGCUAACCAGUGGAGGACCAGCAGCUAUUACAAGAACAGUGGCACCAUCCCCGACUUGCAGCGAGGCAUCCCAGAUCUCAUCCGUGCUGACACCAUGCUCUGCCCGUCCAACCGGAGCACGUUGAGCACCCGCUACACGCCCGACGACUGGUUCAAGGCCAACCAGGGCAACUACCGCCAGUCGGAGGCGUCGCGGAACAGUGCCGAGAGGCUGCGGCGCGACACGCUGCGACUGAUUCAAGACAAAGAGCAGCUGACGCGUCGCAUGCAGGAGAACAGCAGCAAGGACAUUGGCGAGCGCCUCAACGACAUCGCCUUCUGGCGUUCGGAGCUGAGCCACGAGGUCGACAAUGUGGCGGGAGAGACAGCGGCGCUGGCCGAGGUCAAGAGACGGCUCGAGAGGGCUUUGGCGGAGACCGAGCGACCCCUUCAGGUUUCUCAGGAGUGUCUGUACCACCGGGAGAAGCGCAUGUCCAUCGACCUGGUCCACGACGAGGUCGAGAAGGACCUGAUCAAGGAAGUGGAGGUGAUAAAGUCCUGUCAGGGCAGGAUGAGGCAACAUGUGGAAAGAGCCGCAGCCCAGCUGGCGUUGAACCGAGCGGCGCAGCACGAGCUGGAACGAGACCUGAGCGACAAAGUGACGGCGGAGAGGAUAGACGGCCGCUGCCAUCACCUGAGGAACACGUCGGACGGCAUCGGCAUCUUCCGCGGCAUCGAACGACUGGACCCCUCGCUUUCACUGCCGGAGUCGUGGUCCAAAUUUACAGACGACAACGUGCUACGCUCGCAGGGCCAGCGCGCCGCCUCGCGUAAACUGCGCGACGAGAUCGAGGCACUACUCAACGGCAUUUCCAGCGAAAUGUGGAGUCAGUUUAACAACGUCAAUGUGUCCUUCACCAGCCGUGUGGCACAGACGGCCGACGCCCGCAACAGUCUACAAACGCACUUGGCCAAGACCCUACAGGAGAUCUUCCAGACAGAGAUGCUCAUAGAGUCCCUGAAGAAGGCUCUGCGGGACAAAGAGAGCCCACUGAAGGUGGCCCAAACCAGGCUGGAGGAGCGCACCCGCCGACCCAACAUAGAGCUCUGCAGGGACAACCCGCACUACAGGCUGGUGGACGAAGUGCGGGAGAUCGAGGACACCAUCCGCAAGCUGCAGGAGAGGCUGAUCGAGGCCGAGGGCAGCCUCCAGUCUCUGCUUAGGACCAGAGUGACGCUGGAGCACGACCUCUCCAUCAAGGCUAACUCGCUCUUCCUGGACCAGGAGAAGUGCAUGAGCAUACGAAAGACCUUCCCCAGUGUACCGAGACUCACGGGAUACACUUGAACAAAUGGCAUGUGAUAAGGUUAGAGUGAAUUCCAAGGUGUGGAGGGCAAUUGCAGAUUAACAAAAUAACAUGUGACGUGUUAAAAAAAAUGGUGUGCUUCUGGACUGUAAUCGAAGACAAAAAAAUAAUAAUACGGUGGAACCCCCCCGUAUUCGAGGGGGAUAGGGACCGGGCCGGACCGCGAAAAGUGAAAAUCCAUGGAUAAUUGACGGCCAAAUAUCCAUUCAUCCAGCCAUCCAUCCCUUUUCUUUACCACUUAUCCUCACUAGGGUUGCGGGCUGCUGGAGCCUAUUCCAGCUAUCUUCGGGCAGGAGGCGGGGUACACCCUGAAUCGGUCGCCAGCCAAUCGCAGGGGACAUAGAAACAAACAACCAUUUGCACUCACAUUCACACCUACAGGCGAUUUAGAGUUUUCACUGAAUAUACCAUGCAUGUUUUUGGUAUGUGGGAAGAAACUAGAGUACCCGGAGAAAACCAACGCAGGCACAGCGAGAACAUGCAAACGCUACACAGGAGGCCGGAUUUGAACCCGGGUCCUCAGAACUGUGAGGCAGAUGUGCUAACCAGUUGUCCACUGUUCCGCCAGUUUGUUUUUAGGGUUGGUUCCCCCCCAAAAAAGAAAAAAACUAAAAGUUUUAAAAAAUGAAAAAUUAUAUAAAUAAUAAUCAGCGAAUAGGUGGUGCCGAACCACAAGUAUGUGGGGUCCACUGUAAAGGUGCAAAGAUUAACCGACAACUAAUGGAUUAUCAAAUUAAUCGAUAACGCUUUUUGAUAACCCAUUAAUCGUUUAGAGACCAUCUUUAACUUAAAAUUGUUUAAAUUGUCAGAAUUUCAGCCUCAACAGUAAAUGUUAAUUAUUAUCUUUGUGUGACAUUUGUAAACAUAUUUUACUUUGGAAAACAAUGAUUAUCGUUUUUGCCUAUUUUAUGACGUUACGGACCAAACAGUAAC